UUUUUCAUGAUGGAAUUGUUUGCACUACUAUUAACCACAACCACUACACCAGCAUUAGACAAGUGACGUGUGGACCCCAGGUCUAUAUGUCAGCCACUGCUACAGUGUUGCUGCACUGGAAGCAGGAUCUAUGUCCACCUUUUCCAGUAGUGUAGUGGCCGGCCCAAAAAUCCAGGGGACUUUUACGUGCCCCCGUCGCGCUCCCGCCGCUCCGCGUCCGCGUCCGCGUCGGCCGCACGCACGCCACGAGCCGAGACGGAGAUGCGACGCCUCCGUCUGUACGAGGCCGCGUGUUGUUAAACGAUUCGGCGUGGGGGGUUGUUGGAGAGAGCGCGUCAGGUACGGAUACCUCAACCCCCGAAUCCCCCGCGCGCCGCGAGGCGACCGAUCAGUAUAUAUAUUGCGUGUGCGUGCCUACGCGAGCGCGGGCGGGUGGGUUUGUGGGUUAUGUUUCGGUGCGUGCCGAUAGUAUAUAUGGCGGAGUAGUAGUUGAGUCGAGUUCGCGCAUGCGCCGCCGUGGCGACGACCUAGCUUAAACCCUAUGCUGCCCAUGCGUCCCAGGGCGAGUCAGGCGGCGGCGCCGGAGACCGCCGCCGCCGCGGAGAGCCUCCGCGAGGAGGAGACCGAGGACGGGUGGGUCUUCCUCGCCGGCAGGUCAAGGGCGACGAGGCCGCCGCCGCCGCCGCCUUCGCCCAUGGCGAGGGCCGUGGCGUCCGGCAGCAGCGGCGGCGGAGGCGGCCAGCCGUUCGACCCCACGGCGGAGGAUAUCGUCAACCGGUACCUGCCGUUGCGCCGGGCGCUGCGGUGCGACGCGCUGCCGAGGCAGGUGCACGACGCGGAUGUGUACGGCGCGCACCCGGCGCUGCUCGCGUCGGUGUACCCGGCGGCGAACGAGCGGUUCGAGUGGUUCUUCUUCGUGUGCCGCCGUCAGUGCCCCGGUGGCCGGCGCAGGGCCGGGCCCGGGGACUACCGCCUCUCGCAGGAGGCGAAGCACCGCGGCAACGCGUUCUGCCACAGCUUCCGGUACUACGAGUACGAGGACGCCGGCGGCGGCUUCAGGGAGACCGAGUGGCGCAUGGUGGAGUACGGCGAUCGCGGCCGCGACGCCGGCGCCGGAGGCUCCGAGGGCUUCGAGCUGGUCGUCUGCAAGGUCUACCCGGCGCGCGGCGGGGCGCUCCACGAGCGGCUCGGGGCCGACCGGGCGGUGCUCGCGACGCGCCACCGCGCCGACGAGGACGCCAAGCCGCAGGUGCUCGUCCAGCUCUACCUCGCCAGCCUCCGCCUCGGGAACCCGCUCGCGUGCCGCGUGCACCGCGCCGACGACGUCUUCGACGCGCACCCGGCGGUGAUCACGGCCGCGCUCCCUGCUGCCAACGACCGGUGCGAGUGGUUCUUCGCCGCCGUGCGCCCGCGCGGGCACGCGCAAGGGCACGGGGACGGCGCGCCGCCGCGCCCGCGGAAGGCCGGGCCAGGGGCGUACGUGCCGGUGCGCGAGUGCCGCGUCGUGGACGGGAGGCGCGGGGACAUGGGCUGCCGCCUCGUGUUCUGGUACAGGGAGGACGACGAGGAGGCGAGGCGGGCGUCGCGGAGGACGGAGUGGUGGAUGGACGAGUACAGGUUCGGCCCGGACUUCCCGUACGGCGAGCUGCCCGCGCCCAUGGCGCGCGGCGAAGACGAAGAGCUGGUGGUGUACAAGGUGUAUCCUAGGCUGGUCGGUAACCGGCGAUAAAUCGUCGUUUGUUUGGAAUUUUGGAUGGCCGGGGAUAUCAGAUAUCUGUAACAACUUUAUUAUUUUUGGAGGAAAAAUAUCAAAAUACACAUCACUUCGAAUUAA
Molecule: messenger RNA, 1834 nt
Organism: Oryza sativa Japonica Group (Japanese rice)
Lineage: Eukaryota; Viridiplantae; Streptophyta; Magnoliopsida; Poales; Poaceae
Biological process (GO): regulation of DNA-templated transcription
Molecular function (GO): DNA binding
Source: RefSeq, a predicted model, not a curated record